This is a messenger RNA of Penicillium soppii, 426 nucleotides long. RefSeq lists its product as uncharacterized. The record is from RefSeq and is a predicted model, not a curated record. Lineage: Eukaryota; Fungi; Ascomycota; Eurotiomycetes; Eurotiales; Aspergillaceae. Bases 1 to 426 code for a protein of 141 amino acids. The transcript has a single exon.
AUGGCGCGAAUCUCUCACAAGCGAACGCGCCAGAACAAAGAGAUUCCCCCGGAGAGACUUAGCCUCCUGGGCCACCCGCCUAAUGCACGAUCUACGUCGACCACGGGGAAGGGGAGAGUUCUCGGUCGUUCGCACCGGAUUGCAGAAAGAGCCACCACGGGAGAAAUCCACAUCAGCCCGUCACGUCAACAAACCCGUAUCACCCUUCGAAUGCGCCAGGAGCCGUCUCAGGGCCCUGAGUCCGCAUGGUGGACUUCUCCCAAAAUUCUCGACCAGGAUGACGACGAGCAAAAGCAGGAUAAAGUCAUUACCAAAGAGGUGAUUCGGCAAGCCUGGCACGGGCGGCUGCGCCCCAGAGCAACUCAUCAAUCUCCACCGGUCAGUUCCAGUGAGGUGCGGAAGCGCAUACGCGGCGGAAAGGUCUAG